AUGUGCACACCAAACGAAUUUGCGUCAUCUGCAAAGUACACAAUGAACGAUUCCAUCGUCAACUAUUUUCCUACAUCCGUUGUGCACACACCGAAUUAUACAUUGAAUGAACACAUUUUAAACGCGCAAAAUGAAUUUACAGCGCCCGUCCAAAAUACACAAUACGGAUACACACCACCUAUGGAUUUUACAUCCAAUGAGCCUAUCAUAUACAACACGACGAUGAAUGAACCUGGGCCUAUUUUAAACGCGCGAAAUGAAUUUAUAGCGCCCGUCGAGAAAACACCAUACGGAUACACACCGCAUAUGGAUUUUACAUCCAAUGAGCCUAUCUUAUACAACACGACGAUGAACGAACCCGAGCCCAUUUUAAACGCGCAAAAUGAAUUUAUAACGCCCGUUGAGAAUACACUAAACGGAUUCACGCCACUUAUGGAUUUUACAUCUAAUGAGCCUAUCUUAUACAACACGACGAUGAACGAACCCGUACCUUCCAUAUAUUACGCACACGACGAAUUAGCUUUGUUAUCCACCAGCCAUGAUUCAAAUUCAACCAUCUACGAACACGAACUUAUUAACGAAUGCAGCGAAAACGCGCAAAACAGCUUUACACUAUACAAUAUUUACGAUGAAACGACUCUAAAUGGUUUUUCGAGAUCUAAUUUGAAUUGUUUUUCGACUAUAGCAUUCAAUUUUCCACAAGCGUCACCCGUAGUCACAUCAUCUGACUUUACGCAGUCAGCGCCAUAUGACUCCCGGCUUGCGCCAACGGAAUUUGAUCCCCAAUAA
Molecule: messenger RNA, 789 nt
Organism: Acaulospora colombiana
Lineage: Eukaryota; Fungi; Glomeromycota; Glomeromycetes; Diversisporales; Acaulosporaceae
Source: the annotation of a GenBank genome assembly